AUGAUCUGUAUGCAUGUACGGAAGUUUCUCCAUUUUGCAAAGUGUUUUACAUCCAAGAGAAAUUGUACUGUCCACUUGCAUUUGAUGUUGUAUCACUGCUCAAGAGAAUCCCAGGAUGAAGUUUUGCCUUUUGAGUGGUAUAAGAAAGCUUUCCCAACUAUAACAAAAUUGACCCACCAGUUAAAAAAUGUCGAUUUAAUUGAUGGAAAGUUGGUGAAUAUCAAUGAUGAUUCAAUCGUUAUUGAUGAUCGUAUUGCGGACAAGAUGCAUACAUUGAAGUCACUUGUAAGUAUGUUUAUUGGUUCGCCUUGGGUUCAGCAAAAUCUAAAGGAAAAUGUAGAGGCCAUUUCAGCUAAUACAAAAUUCAAGCCAGUUGUUUCUUUUAGCAAGCUACGUGAAAGAGAGCCCAUGAUUGUGAAUUCCCUAACCAAAAUAAGCAAUUUCCUUAGUGUAUCUGCUCAACAAAGGAAGUUGGUGCGUUCUGCAAUAUGCCCACAGCUUGGAUCCCAUAACAGUGUCAAUUCUCAAAGUUCUGGUACAUGGGAAGAAGUUCUUGAGAUGUUCAAUGAUCUCAUUAGGUGUUUGGAAAGCGAGAAGGGAUUACUUUAUCAUGUGGCAAAGCUUGAGGUGAUGAAAGAAGGGUUUUCUCAGAUCAAGGAUGUUUUGGUUGACAAGGCUAUUGGAUACAAGGAGGCUCGGCAUCAGAAAAGCCUGGUGCAGAAGAAGCUCUCCAAGACACUGGGUUACUCUUCACGCUGUUUGUUCACGCUUUUAUUGUAUUACCUCUAUGGACAUGUUAGAGACAUUGAAGUUGAUUUAUGUGGAGGAAUUUAUGGUGGUGAAGGUGGCGCUAGGUUUUGCUUGUGCAUGGGGAGGAUUUUGACUUCUGUUGAGGAGAAGAUGGUUAAGAGCGGGGUGAAGCAGUUGGACAGGGCUCUUGGGCUAUUCAAGUUUAUAUGGGAAACAGCAGGGAUGCAAGGGGUUUUGGAACUGCAAGGUCAUCUGUAG
Messenger RNA from Hevea brasiliensis (rubber tree), 1008 nucleotides. RefSeq lists its product as uncharacterized. Bases 1 to 1008 code for a protein of 335 amino acids. The transcript is spliced from 2 exons. Lineage: Eukaryota; Viridiplantae; Streptophyta; Magnoliopsida; Malpighiales; Euphorbiaceae. The record is from RefSeq and is a predicted model, not a curated record.